Messenger RNA from Dimorphilus gyrociliatus, 2472 nucleotides. The record is from the annotation of a GenBank genome assembly. NCBI's taxonomy places the organism in Eukaryota, Metazoa, Annelida, Polychaeta, Dinophilidae.
AUGCGCAGAGUCUAUUUCCGUUAGUCCAUAAACCCACGAGAUUUUCUAAUUUUUCCAGUUUUUCAGCCGAAUUCUCUCAAUUUUACCGGUGCUAGAUUAAAUAUGGCGGAUGAUAAAACGAAUGGUUCAAACCGAAUGGGUCAAUUCAAGAAUAAAGGAAAAGACCCAGAGGAAAUGAGAAGGAGGAGAGAGGAAGAAGGAAUUCAGUUACGCAAACAAAAACGAGAAGAACAGUUGUCCAAAAGAAGGAAUGUCUACGAUGAUAAUGCAGUUGCUGAUUCGACCCAGCAUUGUGGUGACUCACUGUUGGGUCAACAUCCAGAUUCUUUGGAAUAUUCGGGAAUUACCGCUGACAUGGUUCAAGCAUUGUAUUCAGGAGAUCCGAAGGAAAUGCUUAAUGCAACCCAAAAAUUUAGAAAGCUUUUAUCUAAAGAACCUAAUCCUCCGAUCGAUGAAGUUAUUAAUGCUGGUGUAGUUCCCAUCUUUGUACAAUUUUUAGAGGAUGACACUAAUCCCCAGCUACAAUUUGAAGCUGCUUGGGCGCUAACAAAUAUAGCCAGUGGCUCUUCAGCUCAAACUCGCGUAGUAAUAAAUUCUGGGGCAGUUCCUCUCUUUAUAAGGUUAUUGAGUGCCCAAUCUGAAAAUGUUCAAGAGCAAGCCGUAUGGGCUCUUGGAAAUAUUGCCGGGGAUGGCCCUGAAUGCAGAGAUUAUGUUUUAAAACAAGAUAUAUUACAACCUUUACUCCAGUUAUUAUUGAAACCUGCAUCGAAAAUUUCAAUGACUCGAAAUGCUGUAUGGUGUUUAUCAAAUAUGUGCAGAGGGAAGAAUCCAUCCCCUGAUUUUGCCAUUGUGUCUCAAAGUCUACCUGUCUUAGCAAAGUUAUUGUUUCAUCAAGACUGUGAUGUUUUGGCUGACACUUGUUGGGCAUUAAGUUAUUUAAGCGAUGGAUCCAACGAAAAGAUACAAGCAGUUAUAAACAGCGGCGUUUGUCGAAGAUUGGUUGAGCUGUUAAUGUCAAAUCAACAACUAGUUGUUUCGGCUGCCUUAAGAGCAGUUGGUAAUAUUGUUACUGGAGAUGAUAUUCAAACACAAAUAAUUAUUACGUGCUCUGCACUGCCUAGCCUCCUUCAUUUGUUAAGUAACAGUAGAGAGUCAAUAAAAAAAGAAGCCUGUUGGACAAUAUCAAAUAUAUCAGCUGGAAACCGAGACCAGAUUCAGCAUGUCAUUGAUUCAAAUAUUUUUCCAAUGAUUAUCGAGAUAAUGGGAAAAGGGGAUUUUAAAACUAGAAAAGAAGCUGCAUGGGCAAUUACAAAUGCUACGUCUGGUGGAAGUAAUGAACAAAUUCAUUAUUUGGUUGAACAAGGCUGUAUUCCACAAUUGUGCAAUCUUCUAACUGUUAUGGAUGCUAAAAUUAUUCAGGUAGCGCUUAGCGGUUUAGAAAAUAUACUUAAACUGGGACUCAGCGAAUCAAAACAAAAUGGAUCUGGAAUCAACCCUUACGCUGCCAUUGUCGAAGAAUGUUACGGAUUGGAUAAAAUAGAAUUUCUACAAAGCCACGAAAACCAAGAACUAUAUCAAAAGGCUUACAAUAUUAUCGAAAAAUACUUUGGAAGCGAUGAAGAAGAUAAGGAAGUGGCUCCUGUUGUUGGAGAUGGACAAUAUAAAUUUCUUGCAGAUGGAACGACGAAUGGUUGCACAGACAAAUUUCAGUUUUGAAGCGUUGUGAAGUUCUUUUGUGAAUAAGUUUUGACACACAAAAAAAAAUUUCAGAUUCAAUGCAGCAUUCAUGCAGACAUACAUUGCUUACAUUUAACACAUACGUUCUACGAAAAGUUAGGUUGCAAGUAGCAAAAUCUUUUACUACUUCCGCAUCUGUUUAAAUCUUCACUGAUAGAGAGGAGAGGCAGAACGUGUACACCAUAAAAAAUGGAUUUGCUUAUAAUCGUCUUACCGCUAAAUUUGAAAAAUUGAAUCCAAUGCUUUUUUCCAAUUUCCUUUGUAGUAAUAUGUAAAAAAUCUCUAAAGUUUAGUAAGUUAACAUUGCUUACUUGCCGCCUUUUCGUUUUUUUGUUUGUUGAAAGUAAAACAGAAAAUUAUCUAUUUUAUUUUUUUUUAAACUUGAAGAAAAUCAAAACCAACAAAGCAUAGCAUCUUCUCUAUAGAAAAAAAAUACUUCCUUUAAGGGAGAUAGAUACAUUGUAUUUUCUAUCAUUCAAUUUAUUCACGAAAUUUCAAAUUUCCAAUUCAUCAUCUUCUAUCUUUUACAGUUUAGCGAAGCAUUUAAAAAAAAACAGAAAAACGACAACUGCUCUUGAACAACAUUAUUGUUAAUUUUUUUUUUAAAAAGCAAGAAACAUAAAAAAAUAUAACUUGAGUUAUUUAAAAAAGAAGAGAAAAGAGAUAAGAUAAUUCUCAAUUUGAAGAUAUUGAAUUAUUUUGCUUUUGAAUACAAUAUGGUGCCUUCAAAAAAAA